Molecule: messenger RNA, 1592 nt
Organism: Cuscuta epithymum
Lineage: Eukaryota; Viridiplantae; Streptophyta; Magnoliopsida; Solanales; Convolvulaceae
Source: the annotation of a GenBank genome assembly
GUGAAAACAAGUAUGCUAGCUGCAUCAACAAUUGAAAUAAUAAGCAUGUUAGAAGAAGCUCCUGAAGUGGUAAUUGGAGAUGAGAAUUUGAAGAAAGUCCUAGAGGCUAGUAAUAAGCUACUUGAGGUGGCAGAAAAACAAUCAAGAAAUGCAGAAACAAAUGCACCAUCACCCAACCAACAUAUUGUUAAUGAAGACAUUGAAAGAUUUUGGUCAAGUCCAACAACCAUCCAGGCUUUAGUGCAGAUGGAUACCAUCACAACAACUGCUGCAAAAACAAAUGCACCCGAAUCCAAUCAGAAUGUUGUUGAUGAUGACAUUGAAAAGUUUUGGUCAAGUCCUAGAAACAUUCAAGCGUUAGUGCAGAUAGAGACUGGUACGGUGGAUGGUACAGUGAAAAGAAACAUCCAAGGUUCUUUUGGUAAGAUGGCAGAAACUCCCAGCUUCAGUAUAGGGCUGACCCAAGAUAAUGCUGAUAAGGAAAUAACAAGGAUUGCAAAUGAAGAAACGGGCAGCGGUGUUAAUAUUAUAGAAGAUGGUAAUGCAAGGAAGGAAGUUGUGUUGGAAAUGGGCUGCGGUGUUAAUAUUAUAGAAGAUGGUAAUGCAAGGAAGGAAGUUGUAUUGGAAAUUAAUCCUGUUGGGAACGCAAGAGAGGUGCAGCAAGAUAGUACAGAAGAUGCAGUGAUGCUAUGUAAAAAUGCAGUCGGAUUGAAAGUAUCUGAGAUACAUGAACAGGGAUCAGAUGCAGUAGCAACUAUGAAUCCGGGGAAGAGGAUUGUAAAACCUGCAGCAGCAUUGAAAUCACCAUACUUAACUAGGAUUGUUGAUCCUAGAGAAAGUAUAACCCGUAAUGAACAUCUUGUUGCUGCAUGGAUAUUGAUAAAGAAAAAUGCUAAGAUGAAUGAGAUCGUUUUCAAAAAGGCAUUCUGGAUUCAAGUGACACGUGGGGAGUUGGUGAGUUUAAAAGAGAAGUCGCAUGUUGCACCUGGUGUAAUAAAUGCAUGGGCGUACAUUCUGAAUUUGAACGAGAGAAAUAGAAGCGAUGAUUCACCAGGCAGAAUAUUUGCAAAGGCGUUCCCUUGUCUAGACUCGCAGGCAGAUCUUGGAUACGAUAAUAAUGAUGCAUAUGUGCUGUUUCAAGCAGCGCUUGACUUUGGAUGGAAUUUGGUGGGACAACACAGUGAUAUAGCAAGUUUUGAUUUGUUCUUUUUUCCAGUAAUGCAAAUUCAUCAUGCCUAUGUAAUCUGUGUGAACACAAAGCUCAAACGUGUGGAUAUAAUUGAUAGCUCAUCCGCUAGAGUUUCAAUGAAAAACAAGUAUGGAGACAUGCCGGCUAGGAUGCUUCGUAUGUUUGUCAAAUACUUGUUGUCAAGGAACAUGACAAGCAAAGCGAAUUUUGUGAGCAAAAUGAAGCCGACUAGAUUAGCAAUGUCAUGGAGAGACCCAGAAGAUGUGUAUGACUAUGGGAUUUUGAUGAUGAGGCAUAUGGAAACUUAUAGGGGUGAGGGGCUGCUUGGUUGGAAUAUUGGAGUAAACAGAGAGGAUAGUAGUAUGGUCAAGAAAGUACUAGGUGCAUUGAGGACAAAGUAUAU